This is a messenger RNA of Microtus oregoni (creeping vole), 747 nucleotides long. RefSeq names its product sentrin-specific protease 1-like. Gene Ontology annotation, biological process: protein desumoylation. Gene Ontology annotation, molecular function: deSUMOylase activity. NCBI's taxonomy places the organism in Eukaryota, Metazoa, Chordata, Mammalia, Rodentia, Cricetidae. The record is from RefSeq and is a predicted model, not a curated record. The transcript is spliced from 3 exons. The coding region runs from base 1 to 747 and encodes 248 amino acids. Gene Ontology annotation, cellular component: nucleus.
AUGGCAGCUUUCUGUCGUUGCCACGAGCGUGUGAGAGAAGCGCAGCGUGUGGUUGUGUUUGCACGUCGCCAACAUUUGCCCGUGGAGGGAACCAUGGCCGCUGGAACUAGUGUUUAUGAUUCUCGAGCCCGGGAAAGAUUGCGCCAGAUUGAAGAACAGAAAGCACUGGCACUGCAGCUUCAAAACCAGAGAUUGCAGGAGCAGGAACAUGCAGUACUUGAUUCCAUAGAACUGCACCUUCAUCUCAAUGAUGAGAUCAUCAAUUUCUACAUGAAUAUGCUGAUGGAGCACAGUAAAGAGAAGGGAUUUCCAAGUGUACAUGUGUUUAAUACCUCUUUCUUCACUAAGCUAAAAACAGCUGGUCAUCAGGCGGUGAAACGUUGGACAAAGAAAGUGGAUGUGUUUUCUGUUGACCUUCUUCUGGUGCCCAUUCACUUGGGUGUGCACUGGUGUCUAGCUGUCAUAGACUUUAGAAAGAAGAGUGUCACCUACUAUGAUUCUAUGGGUGGAAUAAACAAUGAAGCCUGCAGGAUCCUCCUGCAAUACCUAAAGCAAGAAAGUGUUGACAAGAAAAGGAAAGAGUUUGACACCAAUGGCUGGCAGCUCUUCAGCAAGAAGAGCCAGGAAAUUCCGCAGCAAAUGAAUGGAAGUGACUGUGGGAUGUUUGCUUGCAGAUAUGCUGACUGUAUUACCAAAGACAGACUGAUCAACUUCACACAGCAACACAUGCCGUAUUUCCGGAAGUGA